CGCGAGGUGCGCCUGGCCCUGCUGCUGGGCAACCGCAGCUACCCCCAGCCCUUCGACCUGCCCCCGAUCCCGAAGAACCUGCGCGACCUGGAAGCGGUGCUCGAACGGCGCGGCUUCGAGGUGACGUCAGCGCUGGACCUGGACCUGCCGGCCGCACGCCGGGUGCUCGACCAGUUCAUCACCCAGGCCGCGGCCAGCCCGCCGGAUGCGACCGUGUUCUUCUACUUCAGCGGCCAUGGCGUGCAGGUCGACGCGGCCAACCUGCUGCUGCCCGCCGGCCUCAAUCCGACCGCCCGCGGCGACCAGUUGCAAAACGGCAGCGUGCAACUGCUCAGCGACGUCGUGCGACGGCUGCCACCGCGGCGCGAGGGCAUGGUGAUCGCCGUGGUGGACGCCUGCCGCACCGGCCUGAAGUCGGGCGAGGUGCUGGGCCUGAACCAGGUCGAGGCGCCCCCGGGCUGCCUGAUCACCUUCUCCACGGCCGCCGGCAAGCCGGCGAUCGCCCCGGCGGUGGAAACGCAGAACACCUUCUACACCGGGUCCCUCGUGCGGCUGAUGGCCAGCGUGCCCGACCAGACCACCUUCCCCGAGCUGAUGCAGCUCGUGCGCAGCGAUGUGCGCGAGACCAUGCUCAACCAUCCGCUGCCGGCGAUCCGCCAGCUCGCGCAGGACCCCUUCAUCGCGGACCACACCCGCGUGCGGCUCACCGUCGAGCCGCGUCGCGACGGUGCCGCCGCCGUGCCGGACAUCGACGAAGCCGCCGAGCUUCGCCGGCUCGAACGCCUGACCUGGCCGGCCGAGACCUGCGCCAGGACCUGCUGCGCUGUGGCCGCGGCGACAAGGACGCCGCCGCCCGCAUGGCCCUGCGCGCCCGCAGCAGCGUCGCGGGCUACGGCUCCGCGGCGCAGUCGCGUUAUGAGGGCUGGCUGCAGUUUGCCGUCGCCCUGGGCAACGGCAUCGCGAGCUAUGAGCUGGCGCUGCAUUUCCGCAGCACCGGCCAGCCGCUGCUGGCCUCGCAGUUCGAGGCGCGGGCGCGUGAGUUGGGCUACACGCCGCCGCCGGACCUGGACAACGUGCGCAAGUAG
Messenger RNA from Ostertagia ostertagi, 1085 nucleotides. Lineage: Eukaryota; Metazoa; Nematoda; Chromadorea; Rhabditida; Trichostrongylidae. The record is from the annotation of a GenBank genome assembly.